This is a messenger RNA of Acipenser ruthenus (sterlet), 7743 nucleotides long. Its product is annotated as retinoic acid-induced protein 1-like. NCBI's taxonomy places the organism in Eukaryota, Metazoa, Chordata, Actinopteri, Acipenseriformes, Acipenseridae. The transcript has 5 exons. Gene Ontology annotation, biological process: regulation of transcription by RNA polymerase II; circadian regulation of gene expression. The coding region runs from base 456 to 5897 and encodes 1813 amino acids. Gene Ontology annotation, cellular component: nucleus. The record is from RefSeq and is a predicted model, not a curated record.
GCCAGUCAAAACGUCUCAAGGAAGCAUCCUUCUUCACUUGACAUUGCCAGAGCAGGUGGCCCUGUUACUGGCUUCCCUUGACCCUGAACGCCUGGCUAACUCUCUCUCUCUCUCUCUCUCUCUCUCUCUCUCUCUCUCUCUCUCUCUCUCUCUCUCUCUCUCUCUCUCUCUCUCUAUCGGACUGGCUGCAGGAUCCGCCAGCUGAGCAUCCCAGUGCUAAUUCCAUUAUACAUUCAGUCUGGAAGCUACAGGGCUGGCUUCUAAUUGCUUUGUAUCUCCCUGGCCUCUGUGAAUAUGGCUGCUAAGGGUAAGAGGAAGGAACAUUAGAGAGAGUGGCUGCAGCUGAUUGGAAAUUUCUGUGCUAUUUCACCUUGCUGAGGAUCUAAUCUGGUCGAGCUUUGCUGGAAAGGAGAGGGAGACAGACCAAUACAUAAGCAGAAGCUGGAGUUGGAGUCAUGCAGUCCUUCAGAGAAAGGAGUGGUUUCCAUGGCAACCAGCAGUGCUACCAGCAGGAGGCACAUGAAUUAUCACGCCUUGAGAAUUACAGGCAUCAUCAGAGCCAGACGAGACAGGGCUAUGAGGCGCAUGCUCUUGCAGCAGCAAAGGACUGUUACAGCCAGCAAGUCUACCCUGGCUACAGCAACAGCACCGGUGCAGAUAAGCAAUACAAAGGAGCAAAAAUCCCAACCCAGCAUCUGCAAAACAGCUCGUCCUUGACUGGCUACAGCAACCACCUCACCAAUGCGUAUUCAGCCCAGUACGUAAGCGAGGGACACCUGCAGCAAAAGUGGGAAGACUCCUCACAUUUACCCCAGUAUGAGCAGGAGCUCGUAGGAAGGCUGGAGUCCCCCACCAGUGGUGGUCAGUACCUUGAGCAGAACUUACACCCUGUAUCCAGGAGCCAGUGCUCCCACUCUACCCAGCAGAACCCCCCAGUUUAUACCACCCAUCACCAGCAAAAGGUCCAACAAGACACCUCCACCUCCGCUAUGACGUACACACAAGGCUCCCUCCACUUUCCUCAGCACUCCCAAUCGCUCUCCUCCUCAACUCCUUCCUACACCGUGGUGGACAAAUGCAACCAAACUAGUCACUGUUACAAAAACUAUGCCAUGCCUUCCAAUUCCCAAUACAACAGGCAGCUUGGGAGUGGCACUAUCAAACAAGGUGGCUACAGAGCCCAGACUAAUUAUAGCUACCAGUCGACUCCUGCAAGAGUUGGCUAUGAACAGCAAGCUCCCCUGCAAGCAAUGCCCAAUACCCAGGACAACCUUUCAAAGUACCAACAUUAUAACCAACCCCAGCAGAACUACUGCCUGACAGACAUCUCUGUGAGGUCUCCCGAGCAGUAUUACCAAAACUGCAGCCCCAGUUCAAGCCAAUCCCCGGCUAGAUCCGUUGGGAGAUCUCCCUCCUACAGUUCCACGCCUUCUCCCUUAAUGGUCAACCCAGAGACCUUCCAGUACAACCAGCCACCCAUCACUACAGGGGCUUCGUCAUCCACUGGCAUCAGAGACCAGAGUCUUUUGAUUCCCUCUCACACCCACUCUUCCAAUCUCAACCCUCAACCGACCAGUUAUGCAGGAUCUCUCAAGGACAGAUUUUCAGAGAAGCUUCUCUCCAACCCCAGCCUUUGGAGCCUCAAUGCACUGACUUCUCAAGUCGAGAACAUUUCUAAUAAUGUCCAACAGCUUCUGCUUUCCGAAGCUCUUGUCUCCAACAAGAAAGGUGGAAAACGGACCCCUAAAAAAACAGAAGACUAUCAAGGUCAGCUGAGAGCUGUGGAGGAUGGGUCUGAGGUGCAGCUAGCCACACCAGCGUCCGAACCUUUCAGCACUCCUCAGUCAGUCCACACAGAGAUGCAAGAGGGAGAAUACUCAAGCAGUUCUGAAGAGCAACUUGAGAGGAUCUAUUACAUGUGCAGUCAGAACAGUCCAGCCCGGACAACAAACAACUCACAGGUUAUCCUCGAAACUGUAUCUUCAGAUUCUGUGACUUCACCUGACAAUAUGUCAGCCAAAUCUGACGACUCUCUGCACAGUGGUGAACCAGGAGAACAUUUUACAACCUUACUGAAGAAGAACCUAGGCAAUGAGAAGUCUCCAACAAGCCAGUCUGCCUCCAGUCCUCUGAAGCAAGAGGAGAACGCUGCCGCUGCCAUUAUCAAGGAGAACUUCGAAGAGUCAGCUUGGCCUGAUAAGACAAGAGCAGAAAAGGAAGAAAUAAAUGAGCCUCUACUCACAGGUGAUGAGAAGGGUGACAUCUGUGUGGUAGACCAAGGAGGCUGGCUGGAGGAAGAGAAAUACCCAGCGUUCUUUCAUAAAUUAAGCAAAGUAUUAAUAAACAAAAGCUAUCCCAAUAGCAUGGAGCAGAAAAUAUAUCAGGACAUGCAAAUCCAGUAUGUGACAGAUGAGAGGGAAGACUGUGAGAAGCCCUCAAGCCCUGCUGAGUUUCACUGUGGGACGGCUGCAGGCUCUGAUGUGGAUGCUGAAAUGUAUAAUUCAGACUUUCCUGCAGAGUUAAACGUUGCAGGUAAAGCUGUGCAGUUCAACUGGAGCAACGACCUUGUACAAGAGCAAUAUUUAACCAUGAAAGAGGAAGUCUCCAAUUAUUCCAAAUUUAAUUCCGGAGUCGAAGUAUUUGAAGAAAAGCUUUCAGCAGCUGAGGAGAACCUGUACAUUGAGGAGUGCUCUGUCCAGCUGUCAGAAUCAAGUAAACCUGCUGUGAUAAAGGACAAGCAUAGCUCACUAUUACCUGAAGAGACAUUCAAGCACCAAGUAUGGAUGCAGGAGUCUGCAGAAUGCAGUAGUCCAGAAGAAGACCAGGAUAGGGGAAACCAGAUCCCAGAACCUAAAGAAACGUUUUUUGAGUCAAUUGUCCAAGAGGCAGUCUUUUCUAGCACGGAAAGAUCAGUAAUACGCGAUGUCUCACCUCAACAUCCUUCUAAGACAUCAGUUUUAGUGACCCCCGAUGAAACUACACCUUUGUCCCAGACAAGUGACAACAGUGAUCUAGAGGACAGCAUGAUACUUGCCCAUGACAUACCUCUCUUAGCCGUUCAGUCAGUGAUUCACUCUGCCUCAUCAUGGGCUGAUACCCCUCCCUCUUCAAAAAAAUGGGAUGAAGAAAUAGAACUUGGAACUGACUGUCUAGAUGAAGUGCCAGAAUCCUUUGAAUCAGAGUCACUCAAUGCACCAGCAAAGCUCAAUGAAUUAAACAGAAAACAUGAUGAAGAGAAAACCAACCAACCGGGAAGAUUAAUGCACACAAGUGUUAGAAUUAGGAGGCUUUCUAGUCUGGUAGGAGAGGGGCUGCCAACGGCUCCACAAGUGAUCAAUAUGUCAUCUAGUAAAUAUACAACUUCAGCAGACCAGACAGAAGCAACUAGCAACAAUCUGUCUAGUCAGAUACCUAAAAGUUUUGCAGAGAACCCGCCAUCAAGGAUGUGUACUCGAUCUUUCACAGCGCAGGGUGUCCCCAAGGCUUGUGUGCAUAUAAAAAGACAAUCAGCCCCUAGCCUCCCUAAGACAGCUUCCUCAAAAGACCUUCUUUGUCACCCUACGGACAUGCUUUCCAAAAUCAAGUGCUUGAAACACAAAGGCCUAAAAUCUAUUGAAGGUUGCAUUAAGGGCAAAAGGAGUCUGAGUGAGUGCUGCCCGAAUGGGGAAGGCCAGGAUGGCACCCAGAGUAUAUUGCCACUGCUAAAAGAGCAAAGGCCAAUGGUAUUGAGGUCAAGAAAACAAAAGCAAGAGAAGCCACUGAAAGAAAAAGUAAAAGAAAAAAGAAUGCCCAAUCUCCUGCCUAGGAAGCUUAAAACACCACAUAAGCAGAAGGCUGUCUUUCUGAAAGGUAAGGCACGAGCAAGCCCUAAACAAAACACAGCUGACUCCCAUCGAAAAGUGAUGUACAGAAUAAAAAAUAAAACUGAAAAGCCAGCCGAGAAUCUGUUAUCCGCCCUUAAGAGGAAGUCCAACGGCUGCUCACCCAUCCCUGUGAAACGACACAGAGGUGUGAAACAGGGAAAGGGUGAGGCGCUCCUGGACCCAUUAAAUAACAAAGAGGUGGUGGCAAAAACUCCCAAUAAGAAAUCUCAGAGGGGAGCCCAUUUCAAAACCUCUUUAAACAGUUACCUUACCAAAGAAUUGCCUCUCGUUGUCUCAAGUGUUACCCCUUGCGUUCAGGCUCAGUACCCUGCUAAGACUAAAUAUCUACCCCCAAGGAAAGGCAGGGGCCUUAAAUAUGAAGCCAUGGUGCAGAAGAUCACAUCUCCAGGCUCCAAGAAGAAUGCCCCUAGCACUUACGCAGAAAAUACAGUGGCUAAUCCAACAACUGCAUUGCAGAGUCAUGAAGAGAAUGAGCAAAUAAAGGAAGCACAGCAGCUGAAACCAAGGGCUGAUGCAGAAUCACAGAAUGUGAUUGUGGAACUAGAAGGAAACAAAAGCCCUCCUUCAAAAAGAAGGCAACUGUCAGUUGGCAAGAUCUGUGUAAGUAGGAGCCAAAUUGCCUCAGCCUUUGAAACAGAAGUGAAUUUAGUUGUUGGACCAAGGCUAGCUAAACAAAGGGCAAUCAAAAACAAUCACGAAAUGCACAUGAAACAACGGAGGAGAAGGAGAAAAGGUAUUGGGUCAACGGUUCCCGAAGACAAUGUUGUGGCAGACCAGCAUUCUUCAACCCCUUUGCUUGCAUUACCUCCCCUGGAAACAGAACUGUCAACACCCACACCAGUUACCGUAGAAACAAGCACAUGUAAGAGGGUCAAUCAAAGGUUAUCUCAUCCAAAAAAGAAACAGGUGAAAUAUUUAGAUAACAAGAACAGGCAAAAUCAAAAGACUGUUAAAAAAACAGGGACAGUCAGAAGGAAUAGAAAGCAUUUAGAUGCAGUUAAAACCAAGGAGAAUGGAUGCAGGCUCAAGAACCAACAUAAAAAACAACGUGCUCCAAUAGUAGAAGACAAGGAGCCUGAGAUCCGAUUAAAAUAUGUGUCAUACAAACCUCAGAAAAACGAAAACAAGCCACCUCAGUUCUGUCCUUAUAUUCACAUUGACAAGUCAAAAGAGUUGUCUUCUAUAUGUAACAUUGUUAACAGGCCUGAAGAGGCAUGUCAGCUUCUUCAGACAAGGAAAAAUAAUUCACCAAGGAUAAAGAACUCUGUAGCAGUUGCCAAGGUGAUACCAAACUCUUCUGUCAUGCAGCAGGGUCCUUUGAUAAACAAGAAUCUGAUUGAUAGAUGUCUAACUUGCUGCCUGUGUAGAAAGCCUGCAAAUUACAGAGAGCUGGGAGACCUCUGUGGGCCAUACUACCCAGAGGACAGCAUUCCAAGAAAAACACAAUCUUUUAAGUGCAAAACAGAGUUGGGGGAGAAUAGGGUGAAAAUGUUAUGUAGCUCUGUUCAAAGUGAGGCUACAGAGCCAGAAACUGAGAAGAGCAGCAGUAGUGUUGUCCCUGGAAGGCCCCGACGUCUUGACAAGUUACCAGGGGAACACCCCGGUGUCCGAUCGAAGUUUAGGGACAGGUACCGGAAGUUGCAUCAGUUUCAGGGGUACAACAGGAAAGCUGUGGACGCAGAGUCAAACCCCCUGAAAGAACAGGAUUGCAGUGGGCCAGUCUCACAGCAUUUGGAGCUGGAGGUAGAUUCUAAAGAGCACUGGGUACAUGAGGCCUGUGUAGUAUGGACUAAUGGCGCAUUCCUCGUCGCGGGCAAGCUGUAUGGACUUCAGGAAGCUGUGCUGGUGGCCAGUGAAACGAACUGUUUGAAAUGCCUGGAAUCUGGGGCCACAGUAGGCUGUUGUUCGAAAGGAUGCACGCAGAAAUUUCACUACGUCUGUGCCAAAGAUAUGGGCUGCCUGUUGAGGGAAGAAAAUUUCUCAUUGAAAUGUCCUAAACAUAAGGGCGUGUGAACCCUGCUAGUUCUGCUGAAAGGGAAGCAGCCAGGCUUGUGAAUAUCCCCUUCUAUGCAGUGCAUCAAAGGACAUCCAUCCUUGCAUAGACAACUAAAUAUGGAUUAGAGCUUAAUGCUUCACACCACCUGAUUAUACAAAAUCCAGCCCGUAGCAGCACUGCAGCAAUGCUGUUAACGCAACAGUAUUUUCAUUACAUAAAUGCAGCAGAUUUCUUUUUUCUCUCUCACUUCUUAUUCACAGGCAAUGCUUCAUGUCUUCAUCCAGUGUUACGUGACACAGUUUCUCUUACCAGUACCAACAGAUUGUUUGAUUGUUAAGGAGUGACCCUGAUCUGUUAGUUGUUGCUGCACUUCAAAGAAAAUACAAAGCUGGUUAUUUUUUUAGGGUUUAGUUUAAAAUAAAAAAUACCAGCACUGUCUGUGCUCUUUUAUUUCUCAUUCUUUUCAUGGACCGUGCACACAUACUCUCACCCAUGCAAAGCUCAGAUCUUAAACAAGGCUGGGGGGAAUAGAGAAGUUUUUGUGUCGGGAAUCCCUGUACAUUCUCAGGCAGUCUCUGUAUCAACAACAAAGUGAUUUAACUGAACUACUAUUUGUGCAAUGUAUUUUAACGACUCCUUUUAUUUUAAUUAAUGCAAAAAUGUAAAAAUGUUUGUGUUCCUUUCAUUGCCACUAAAAGGGUCAAACAAGCUACUAAAGGUGCUGUUAAUUUGAAUCACGGUGCACUAGCCAUCAGGAUUUUUAAUACAUUUCAAGUUAGCUGUAAGUGUCCAGCAGGUGGAGCUGGUGUAUAUAGAGAUGCUUCAUGUCAGAUUCAACACAAGAUGCAUAGCUUGUCACCUAAAGAGCCCAUGGCACUCAUUCCAAGAAAGCAGUGUACUGGCUAAACUCCAAUAUAAAACUGGAUAAAUUCCCACUCCAAGAAGUUUUCAGCUCUCUUGCCUCUGUAAAUGGCAAAUCUCUGAAAUCCCUGAUGCUGCCUCUCAAAGGAUCUAUUCAGCAUACAUAUAUUAACGUUGGAGUUAAGUGAUCUAUACAUAAAAACAAUGUUAAGAGUAUUGAUGCCGAGUGCCAGUAUCAAACCGCUGUGCAGUGUCAUUUGAAAGAUAAAUAUUAUUAGCUUACAAUGCUAUAAGAAUUUAAACCAAGUCACAUUCUCUACUGACCACCUUUUCGGAGGCUUUUGUUUGCUCUUUUGCAUUCGUAAGUGCUGUUUCCAUCUAUACCAAGGCAAAGUAGCGACAGAUUCUUGAUCCUUAUUGACAGUGGACUGCCCAGUCCUUGUGCAUUCUGAGCAGCAUUGGUUUCUAAGCUAUCUUGAGGAGCUGCCUCUCUGUGACAAAUAGAUCUGGCCGUGGAUCAGUUCAUAGAUCAAGCUCAGCGCUCCAGUGAUACUCUCGGUAUAUUCUCCGCUCGCUGUCUGGUGAAUUCAUAACUCCCUGAUUUGUAUUCAGAGGAGAACUGAGAUAAGCCCCAUUUCUGUUCUUUAUACAAAGGUCAUUGCCAGAACUCAAUUUUAAACCUCCCUUCAGCCAAUUACAAGGUAUACCAAUUAGUUAAUUUAAAGAAUUGUGUAAGAUUGAACAGAAAUCUAUAAAAAUGAAAUACAAAAUAGACUGAUACUGCUUAUUAUUAUUAUUAUUAUUAUUAUUAUUAUUAUUAUUAUUAUUAUUAUUAUUAUUAUUAUUAUUAUUAAUGGUGUAUAUAAGUAUUUGACUAUGUUUAAUUGUAAGAUGUGAUGUACUUAAAUAAUUGUGUAUAGUAUUUCUUAGAGAUGUUUAUUUUCUAUAAAAUAAAUAUGUUAUUGCCUAUAAAAUGUGAUUAAAUGAAUGAAUUAAAAAUGA